Messenger RNA from Heterotrigona itama, 441 nucleotides. Lineage: Eukaryota; Metazoa; Arthropoda; Insecta; Hymenoptera; Apidae. The record is from the annotation of a GenBank genome assembly.
AUGCUGGCGCCGAGCGAGUUGCCGUUUAGUGGCGAAUCAAAACUCGUUAAUAAUAAAACGAGUGUCGGCUCGCGAUCGAUCCUGUCGGCGGGACAGAUAGUUCCACCAAUCCCAGAGAGUGAAAGUCACACGGCUAAUUUUAUUAGCGGGAUCGUUAGGGCGAUGCGCUACUGGAACGCAGUGCUCGCCUUGUUUCUCAUUCAGCUUGUUCUUGUCAACGGUUGGUCCAUUGAAAAUAUCGUCACAUCCAUUCAGACUCUGAUAAAGUCGAACGAUCGAUCAAUCCCUGCGUCAGACUACGCGCGUGGAAACGAUGAGAAUUCCACGGACGGCGGCGUAAAAGCGGAAAGUAGCAUAAUAAUGGUUCCUCGGCGAAAGAAGAUUUGCGCGGCGGGAGAAAAAGUGGAUCGACGUGGCAAAUGCAGGCAGGUUUGGAGAUAA